UUUUCGGGGGUGGAGGGAGGCGGGUGUGCGCUAGCUGCUGUUAGCUAGUUAUCCUGCUAACCCUGGACAGCUCCUGUGUACGGCGGGGUUAGCUUUGGACAAAGGACCAACGGAACGAGGAAAAUAUAAACAAUCUGACCGCAGUUUGUCGUGCGUGGGAGCAACAAACACAAAGGACCUGACAUGAUGUUUCCACAAUCAAGACACUCAGCCUCAUCGCAGCAGCUGAAAUUCACAACCUCUGACUCCUGUGACAGGAUCAAGGAUGAGUUCCAGUUUCUUCAAGCACAAUAUCACAGCUUGAAGCUUGAAUGUGACAAGUUGGCGAGUGAGAAGUCAGAGAUGCAGCGCCAUUAUAUCAUGUACUAUGAGAUGUCCUAUGGGCUCAAUAUUGAAAUGCACAAACAGGCUGAAAUAGUGAAAAGAUUGAACGGGAUCUGUGCACAGGUCCUCCCCUACCUGUCUCAGGAGCACCAGCAGCAGGUCCUAGCAGCCAUAGAGCGGGCCAAGCAGGUCACCCCUCCAGAGAUGAACUCCAUCAUAAGGCAGCAGCUCCAGGCUCACCAGCUGUCUCAGCUUCAGGGCCUGGCCUUGCCCAUGACCCCCCUGCCUCUGGGCCUGAGCCAGCCAACCCUCCCUGCCGUCACCACCUCCUCCGGUCUCUUCUCACUCUCCUCCCUGCUGGCCUCCCAAGCCCAGCUGGCUAAGGAGGAGAAGGCUUCUCGAGACGGCGUCGACAGCCACCGCGAGGAAGACGGAGACAAGUCUGAUUAGAUGGUGUGUCCCCCACUCAGCUCUUUGAUCACAGAGAACUGAAUACUCCAGAUCUGACCUCCUCCUUGGCCCCAUAGCCUCUCCUCUGGUCUCCAUCUCUUUUAUCUAAUCCAACACAGGUUUCUGUCUCCCCAACAAAGCUUCAGACCUCUAACCAGUCCCAGUGGUAGGAGAACUUUACCGCUCUGAUCUCUUCAUCUUUACAAUUUGAGAAAAGUUUUAAUUUGUCUCUUUUAGAUCUGAUUUCCUUUUUUAUUUUUA
Molecule: messenger RNA, 1035 nt
Organism: Nematolebias whitei (Rio pearlfish)
Lineage: Eukaryota; Metazoa; Chordata; Actinopteri; Cyprinodontiformes; Rivulidae
Gene: tle5
Product: TLE family member 5, transcriptional modulator
Exons: 7
Coding region: 184-774 (196 amino acids)
Biological process (GO): regulation of DNA-templated transcription; negative regulation of canonical Wnt signaling pathway
Cellular component (GO): nucleus; transcription regulator complex
Molecular function (GO): protein binding; transcription corepressor activity
Source: RefSeq, a predicted model, not a curated record